CCCUCCCCUCCUCCCCGCGCGGCUGGCGGUCGGUGGCGGCCGCCUCGGUGCUGACAAGAUGGCGGCUGGCGGGGCUGUCGCUGCGGCGCCCGAGUGCCGGCUUCUCCCCUACGCGCUACACAAGUGGAGCUCCUUCUCCUCCACUUACCUUCCCGAAAACAUUUUAGUGGAUAAACCAAAUGACCAAUCUUCAAGGUGGUCUUCAGAGAGCAACUAUCCUCCCCAGUACCUGAUUCUGAAACUUGAAAGGCCUGCUAUAGUCCAGAACAUCACAUUUGGAAAAUAUGAGAAAACUCAUGUCUGCAAUUUGAAGAAAUUUAAAGUCUUUGGUGGAAUGAAUGAAGAAAAUAUGACAGAGCUAUUGUCCAGUGGCUUAAAGAAUGAUUAUAACAAAGAAACAUUCACCUUGAAGCAUAAAAUUGAUGAACAGAUGUUCCCUUGUCGAUUCAUUAAAAUAGUUCCACUCUUAUCCUGGGGACCCAGCUUUAACUUUAGCAUCUGGUAUGUUGAACUUAGUGGCAUUGAUGAUCCCGACGUAGUACAACCCUGUCUCAACUGGUAUAGCAAGUACCGUGAACAGGAAGCUAUUCGCCUUUGUCUAAAACACUUCAGACAACACAACUAUACAGAGGCUUUUGAAUCGCUACAAAAAAAAACGAAGAUUGCCCUAGAACAUCCCAUGUUAACAGAUCUACAUGAUAAGCUGGUGUUAAAGGGUGAUUUUGAUGCUUGUGAAGAAUUGAUUGAAAAAGCUGUAAAUGAUGGUUUGUUCAAUCAGUACAUCAGCCAACAGGAAUAUAAGCCACGAUGGAGUCAAAUCAUUCCCAAAAGCACCAAAGGUGAUGGAGAGGAUAACCGACCAGGAAUGAGAGGGGGCCAUCAGAUGGUUAUUGAUGUUCAAACAGAGACCGUUUAUUUGUUUGGUGGCUGGGAUGGAACACAAGAUCUUGCUGACUUCUGGGCGUACAGUGUGAAGGAGAACCAGUGGACAUGUAUCUCUAGAGACACUGAGAAAGAGAAUGGUCCUAGUGCCAGAUCAUGUCAUAAAAUGUGCAUUGACAUUCAACGAAGGCAAAUCUACACAUUGGGGCGUUAUUUGGAUUCCUCCGUGAGGAACAGCAAAUCUCUGAAAAGUGACUUCUAUCGUUAUGACAUUGACACAAACACAUGGAUGUUACUCAGUGAGGACACUGCUGCUGAUGGAGGGCCGAAAUUGGUGUUUGAUCAUCAGAUGUGUAUGGACUCAGAAAAACAUAUGAUCUACACCUUUGGUGGUAGAAUUUUGACAUGUAAUGGCAGCGUAGACGACAGCAGAGCCAGUGAACCACAGUUCAGUGGGUUGUUUGCUUUCAACUGCCAAUGUCAAACUUGGAAACUUCUUCGAGAGGACUCCUGUAAUGCUGGGCCUGAGGACAUCCAGUCUCGGAUAGGACACUGCAUGCUAUUCCACUCAAAAAAUCGUUGCCUAUAUGUAUUUGGUGGCCAGCGAUCGAAGACCUAUUUGAAUGAUUUCUUUAGUUAUGAUGUGGACUCUGAUCAUGUAGACAUAAUAUCAGAUGGCACCAAGAAAGACUCUGGAAUGGUUCCAAUGACAGGAUUCACACAGAGAGCAACCAUUGAUCCAGAACUGAAUGAAAUACAUGUCUUAUCUGGACUCAGCAAAGACAAGGAAAAGAGGGAGGAGAAUGUCAGAAAUUCAUUCUGGAUUUAUGACAUUGUGAGGAAUAGUUGGUCUUGCGUCUAUAAGAAUGAUCAAGCUGCAAAGGAUAAUCCAAGUAAAAGUCUUCAGGAGGAAGAACCAUGUCCAAGAUUUGCCCAUCAGCUUGUAUAUGAUGAGUUACACAAGGUUCAUUAUUUAUUUGGUGGGAAUCCAGGAAAAUCUUGCUCCCCAAAGAUGAGAUUAGAUGACUUCUGGUCACUGAAGUUAUGUAGGCCUUCAAAAGAUUACUUACUGAGGCACUGCAAGUACCUGAUAAGAAAACACAGGUUUGAAGAAAAGGCCCAAAUGGAUCCCCUUAGUGCUUUGAAGUAUUUACAAAACGAUCUUUAUAUAACCGUGGAUCAUUCAGACCCAGAAGAGACAAAAGAGUUCCAGCUCCUAGCUUCAGCUCUGUUCAAAUCUGGUUCAGACUUUACAGCUCUAGGUUUUAGUUAUUUUUUGUGAGAGAGAUCAUAGAGGAAGAGGGAGAAGCAGACUCACCAGUGAGCAGAGAGCCCAAUGUGGGGCUUAAUCCCAUGACCCCAGACCAUGACCUGAGCUGAAGGCAGACACUUAACCAUCUGAGCCACCCAGGUGCCCCUCUUUGUUAAAUCUUAAAGCUCCAAAGAUGUAAACAUUUGCCCUCAAACUUAAAAUAAUAGUAAAAGAAUUUUUUUUUUAAUUAAAAGGAAUGUUCCUUUCUUGAAACAUUGUUUAUUUUCCUUCCAGGAAACUGGUAUCCUUGGCAAUGUUUUGUUCUGUUCAUGUUCUUUACAAGAGUAAAAAAACAGAAUGUACCUAAAACUAUAUUGUAAGUUGAGUGAACAUUGGUCCAGUUUGAAAUAAUUUUCAUUGGGUAUCAAGGCAUAUAUAACUUUCUGGCACUAUAUCUGUGUCUUAAGGUACUCAGUAGGGCUCUCAUGUCUCAGCCAUUUCAUGAACAGGGAAAUCAAAAGACUACUUUGUUUAUUUUAUUACUUUCCUACCUCAUAUGUACAUAAGAAAUUUAAAGCAGCUUAAAUCAAUAUAUACCAGCUGACUAAAGGAAGGAAGCAUCUCACUGAAUAUUCCUUUGGCCGGAAUAAACUUGAAAAUUAAAUGUUUAAUAGAGGUUAAAGGAGGGGAAAAAUCCUUUAGUUCAUGGUGUCCACCUUUUAAGAAUGUCAUCCACUUUCUAAUGUUUAUCUGGAUAAAAAGUAGGUCAUUGUUCUGUUUCUCACAUGAUAUGUGCCUGGCAGAGAGCCUGGUGCUUAGUACCAUAAAUGCAUGUCAUUUCCUAUGUGCCAGGGAUGUUCUACGUUACUGUACAGGUAAUUCUUUCAGUUCUUUGACCCUACUUCCAGCUCUCAGGACCUUAAUGAUUUUAGACCACCUUCUAAAGAAAGUGAUUUUAGUAUGUUUUUCAUUUUGAUUUUAUUCUACUUUUUAAGGACUUAAUUUAUUGGGGCACCUGGGUGGUUUAGUGGGUUAAAGCCUCUGCCUUUGGCUUGGGUGAUGAGCCCAGGGUCCUGGGGUCAAGUCCCGCAUUGGGCUCUCUGCUCAGCAGGGAGCCUGCCCCCCCCUUCUCUGCCUGCCUCUAUGCCUACUUGUGAUCUCUGUCAAAUAAAUAAAUAAAAUCUUUUUUUUAAAAAAGAUUUUCAGGGUGCCUGGGUGGCUCAGUGGGUUAAAGCCUCUGCCUCCGGCUCAGGUCAUGAUCUCAGGGUCCUAGGAUCAAGCCCCGCCUCAGGCUCUCUGCUCAGCAGGGAGCCUGCUUCCCUUCCUCUCUCUCUGCCUGCCUCUCUGCCUACUUGUGAUCUCUGUCU
Messenger RNA from Mustela lutreola (European mink), 3501 nucleotides. RefSeq names its product muskelin 1 (gene MKLN1). NCBI's taxonomy places the organism in Eukaryota, Metazoa, Chordata, Mammalia, Carnivora, Mustelidae. The transcript has 18 exons. Gene Ontology annotation, cellular component: cytoplasm. The record is from RefSeq and is a predicted model, not a curated record. Gene Ontology annotation, molecular function: protein binding. The coding region runs from base 59 to 2164 and encodes 701 amino acids.